AUGUCUUCGCGGCCCUCGUCCAGCACAUCCAAGGAUAUGCCGUCGGCCUCGGCUCCAGGCACAGCUCUGCGACGAUCUUUCACACUGCCUUCAAGACUCGCCAAUCCGAACAAAGCCCAGCAACAGGUCGAGAUUGGUUCCGCCGAUGGAAUAGAGACACUGUUCGUCGUCCCUUCCGCCAAGAUCGUAUCCUUCAGCACAGCGUCGUCCCUGAGAUCACGACCUAGCUCAAGAUCGAGCAUUGCCAGCUACGAUGGAGAAGCAGAUACUUCAACUUCCCUGUCAUGGACCUCACCAACUGAAAGGACCAUGGCUGCUGGUCCCCUAGAGAUCUACCGCGUACCCGGAUCCGUCGCCUUUCUACAUUCUGGAAGCUUACUACACGCCAUCCUCCCUCGUUCGCAAUGUUGGUGUGUCGAUGGUGUCUCCAAGUUUGCCAUGCGCGUCUUACCCAAUACCUACUACCGUAUCGAGUUACCCGGAACCACACAAGAAGAUCUGGAAUAUGUCGAGCAGCUCAAAAAGACACUGGCCAAAGUUCUGUACUACGAGAGAACAGCUUGUCCCUUCCAAAGGGGUUUUGGUGAAGACCUUCCAGAGAUGCCCACUAGAAACUCGCGAAGACUGUCAAGAGAAUUCAUUGAACCUGCAAAAAGAUGGAGACUUGACAAAGUGUGGAGGCCAGAGGGUGCUGAGCUCGAAGAACCACAACUCUUGCAUCCCAACAGAAGCCCUUCAAGAUCAGAUACGGAACGAUCAGAUGUAGAGGACAACACGAGACUAGAGGAAGAGAGCGGAACAGAACAGGACACAAGACCGGCCAGCAGAGAAAAGCCACCUCCACUUUCUGGACCAUUUCCCUCCAAGAAGCUGGCAGCCAUGCGCUCUGUCACUGCUCCGCCGCAGUUGAGUCUCGAAUCGUCACCUCCGUCCAGGGUCAACAAGGUUCGCAAGAUGGCUGGAAUCUUCGACCAGUCUGCUCGCGAUACAGUGCCACCUCUGGCACGUCCACUAUCAUCAGCUCUCGUUCCACGGCUUCCACCAACUCCUGAGUCUGCCGAUGAUCACGAUCUACCUCUCAACUCCCCUGACAACCAUAUUCACGAAAACAUCACGAACGACGAACCGUCGAGCUCGACUCCUGUCAAACCUGUCGCGGUCGUCGCAGACGAGAAUGACUACCCCAAUCUUACGGAACCCCUGAUCAUCGUCGAGCAGGCGGACGAUGAAUCUGAGCUCGACAAUUCUCAAAACUCGAACGAGACGCAUACCGAAACCCACUUGGAAAACAACGGCACGAUAGAUAAGACGCUCUUGCCAGAAGAACCCCAAGAACAAGCGAUCGCAGGAGCUGCGAAAUCUUCAGAAGAAGCACAACCCACGACCACUGAAAUCGAGCAACCAGCUCUACAAACUUCAGACGAAGAAAUACCAUCGACACACGGCCCAGCCGCGUCACCAUCCACCUCAACAACCGAGACCACAAGUGCCACCUUCACAGCUUCCUCACCAGCCCUCUCCACAACCUCCAUCUCAACAGCAACCUCCUGGUCCACUCUCCCCGUCCUCACCCCCUCAGAAGCCACAGACCUCCUCCGCCAACGCCGCACACACUCACCUUCCUCCUCUCCCUCUCUCCGCUCAAGCUCACCUCCUUCUUCCACUCAAACACCCACCAAGCAAACUUCCACAGCUCUCACAAAGACCUCUCCAGCCCUUUUGGUUCGCAAGACCUGCGCUUUGUUCUUGGGACCCCCAGCAAACCUCGUAGCUACGAUGCUGAGGAUUGCUGCUAGAUUGGUCGCUAGUGGUGCGUUGAAUCUGGCCGAACCGGCUUUUCACGAUAUGUUUGCUGCUGGUGGUGCUGCGGCUGCUGCGACUGCGGCGGGUAGAUUGAGAGGUCAUAGGAGGGUACCAGGAAGUUGGGAUCUAAGUGAUGAUGACGAGGACUGGGGAUUCUGA
Messenger RNA from Aureobasidium melanogenum CBS 110374, 1962 nucleotides. RefSeq lists its product as uncharacterized. Bases 1 to 1962 code for a protein of 653 amino acids. The record is from RefSeq and is a predicted model, not a curated record. Gene Ontology annotation, biological process: peroxisome inheritance. The transcript is spliced from 2 exons. NCBI's taxonomy places the organism in Eukaryota, Fungi, Ascomycota, Dothideomycetes, Dothideales, Saccotheciaceae. Gene Ontology annotation, cellular component: extrinsic component of intraperoxisomal membrane.